This is a messenger RNA of Closterium sp. Naga37s-1, 1050 nucleotides long. NCBI's taxonomy places the organism in Eukaryota, Viridiplantae, Streptophyta, Zygnematophyceae, Desmidiales, Closteriaceae. The record is from the annotation of a GenBank genome assembly.
AUGCGGCGUGAUAUGCGCCGCGACAUGCGGGUGCGAAUCUCGCGCAUGGGCGGAGCGCAAGGACCUGGAGCGCCCGGGGGAGCAGGAGAGUCGAGCAGCCAAUCAGACGCGGACGCGUGGCGGGAGCUGCUGCGCGGCGGGGAGGACGUGGCGCAAGUCAUGUCUGACAUGGCUAACAUCCUGGACGAGAUAUCGGGCCUGGAGGGGCGGGAGGAGGAGCUGGCGGUGCAGAUGGCAGCAGCAGCGGCCAUAGCGGGGAGGGUCAGCACUCUCGACCAGUCGUUCCUGGUGGCGCUUGAGUUCAUGAUGGGGCAGGCUGACGCUAACAACGACUCCAAGGGCCGCUGGUUGCUGGAGGUGGUGAAGGAGCAGCUCCUGUCACAGCUGCAGCAGAAAAUGCCUCCCCAGGUGCAAGUGGUGUCCCUCCUUGUGGCCACGUCAGACAAGAACCGCCGGCGAGACAUCAUCACACGCGCGCUGGCAGGGGGCGGCAAGCUCCCUGCCGAGGCGAGUCCGGGCGGCAACAUGGGCGGCAUGGGCGGGAUGGAACCACCGGAGGUGCAUGUGCCUGGAGCCAGGCUGGAGGAAAUAAUUGCUCAGGCGGACGACCUCGUUGCUUCAAUGGAGGAGCAGCUGCCCAUUCAGGACCGCCGUCUGCUGGCGCGCCUGUUAUUAGCAAGGGAGGAGGCGCGGACUCUCAUGGCGGGGGGCGUUCAGGACCCUCGCAACGACGUGCGCCGCCUCAAGAAUGUUCCCGAGGCUGAGGUGCGGUUCAUAUCAACACUGGUGGCCAUGAGAUCUCCAGAUUUUCUGCGGAAGCGGAUACUUGAUGUCAUGGAAGGAAGGGAGGAGGGCGAGUAUAUAAAGGGCAGUGACGGCCCUAUCAAGGUUCAGCAAUCAAAGGGCUCUGCUCCUGUUCGGCCAGGUCACCUGCUGGACACCGUAACCAAGCCGUUUCUGCUUUCGGAAGUUGUAGUCCACGCAGUGAUUUUGGGUGAGGUUCGCCAUUGGAUCGGGCGAAGGCGGAAGCUACCGGAACAGCGACUGUAG